CUGUAUGGACCACGAUCAGUAUACCCCGGUUCCGGAUAUGCUGCCUCAACAGCAGAGGCAAAUGCCCUUUCUCAAGGAUUAUAUGGAGCUAGCCAAGCACAAGCUGAGGCCGAGGCUAAUGCACGUUCAAAUGUUGGAAGCGUUGUUCCAUGGAUACCUGGAGUAGCCCCUUAUACAACUUUAGGAGCAAGUAAUGCUCAGGCCAGGGCCUUAGCUAAUGCUAUCGGAGGUGGACGGUUGGGUUAUUGGCCAACUACUGUUGGUAUUCCAAAUGUCGGAUCAAUCGCACAAGCUGAAGCAGAAGCUUUAGCCCAAUCGCAGACUGGUGGAGUGGGUAAUGCUUGGAGCUCUGCUGAAGCUAACGCCUUAGCUAAUUCUCUUGGGGUGGGUUACCCUGGUGUUGGACAAGCACAAUCACUGGCGCAAGCACAAGCGGACGCAUUAUCAACAGGAUAUGGAAUUGGUCAAAGUGCUGCAAAUGCGCAAGCUCUGGCGAAUUCAGCAGCUAAUUCCUAUUUACCGGGACUGUACGGACCACGAGGAGUAUACCCCACUUCUGGAUAUGCUUCCUCAGCAGCAGAGGCUAAUGCCCUAUCUCAAGGAUUAUUCGGAGCUAGCCAAGCACAAGCUGAGGCCGAGGCUAAUGCACGUUCAAAUGUUGGAAGCGUUGUUCCAUGGAUAACUGGAGUAGCCCCUUAUUCAACUUUAGGGGCAAGUAAUGCUCAGGCCAGGGCUUUAGCUAAUGCUAUUGGAGGUGGACGGUUGGGUUAUUGGCCAACUACUGUUGGUAUUCCAAAUGUCGGAUCAAUCGCACAAGCUGAAGCAGAAGCUUUAGCCCAAUCGCAGACUGGUGGAGUGGGUAAUGCUUGGAGUUCGGCUGAAGCUAACGCCUUAGCUAAUUCUCUUGGGGUGGGUUAUCCUGGUGUUGGACAAGCACAAUCACUGGCGCAAGCACAAGCGGACGCAUUAUCAACAGGAUAUGGAAAUGGUCUAGGUGCUGCAAAUGCUAGGGGUAGGGUGAUACCGCAACACGAGUACAUAAUGCCUCAUGAAAUACCAGGUGGUGAAAAUGCUAUUGUGUGUACAAGAGAAGGAGAGUUACAUCAUUUCUGGACCCCUGUCUUGGAUUGCCUCGUCUGCGCCUGUGUCAACCGACUUGGUUACGUAAGACCUGUCUGCGUCAGCUGUUCUCGAUGUGGUGUGACUGGACCUGUACCAGUGCCUAGAGUAUCAUGCGACCCCAUGCCCACGGAGGAACCUUUCGAAAACCCUACGAAUCCCUGUGAAAUAUGCGUUUGCCACGUAAUUGACGACGUAUUCGGGAAUUCCGAUACCAAAGUAGUAUGUCAGGAAAAUCCAGAGUGUAUUAAUCCAAUACAAGCCAGCCCACUGCCAGGACCCCGACCACACAACUCGUGCCGACCACAUGUACCAAACGUACCCUUCGCACACCCAUGGGACGGUUGCCAGGAGUGUGUCUGUACUGAAGUUUACGCCACAGGUGUUAUUAACGUCGAAGUGAACUGUUACACAAGGAGAGAAUGCUACCCCUUGAGGGUCACAAGGCAAUUGUUUCCUCUCCAACCGUUCCUGAUUGGCUGCAACGUGUACAUGUUCCAACUAGUUUACAACUACGUCAUAGCAAGGUGUAAUAGGCAUCCCGAUUGCGGUGCCGUUCCAUGGAAUAUCGGAGGUGCAAUCAGCAGUGCGGAUGCAUAUGCUAAUGCUCGAUCAAAUGCACUAAAUCCUUUCUAUCCUAUUUCUGGAGUUUCUCAAUCACUGGCUGAGGCACAGGCAAUCGCAAAUAGUAAUGUACGUGGGUUGGGAGCUCUAUCAGGUUUAGCCGAAGCGGAAGCACUGGCUAAAGCCAAUGCUAUUGGUAAUUCUGUAUACCCAACAGUUUUAAAUCCAUACUCUAAUAUGGCAGAAGCAGCAGCCGAAGCAGUUGCCAAUGCAAAUUCGGGAAUCAUGCCUGGCUAUGGACCUGCAUAUGUUCCCGGAUCGAGCGCGUCUGCAUUGGCUGAAGCCGAAGCUAUAAGCAGAGGGAACAUGCUACUUAAUCCAUUAUAUCCCGCUAUCCGACCCGGCUAUUCAAUGGGAUCAGCUGAGGCGAGGGCCUUAGCAAAUGCUAUGUCUGCCAAUAACGGAAUGGGAUCAGCUGAAGCACAAGCCUUAGCAAAUGCUAUUUCUACCAAUAAUCAGAUACUACCAAACAUUCUUCCUGGAUAUAUGCCCGGUUCAUCUGCAUCAGCACUAGCGGAAGCAGAAGCUAUUGCUAGAGGAAACACCGGAUAUUACCCAAUUUCACCUGUAAUGCCGGUAGGCUCUAGUUUAGCAGAAGCAGCAGCCGAAGCAGUUGCCAAUGCAAAUUCAGGAAUCAUGCCUGGCUAUGGACCUGCAUAUGUUCCUGGAUCGAGCGCGUCUGCAUUGGCUGAAGCUGAAGCUAUAAGCAGAGGGAACAUGCUACUUAAUCCAUUAUAUCCCGCUAUCCGACCCGGCUAUUCAAUGGGAUCAGCUGAAGCGAGGGCCUUAGCAAAUGCUAUGUCUGCCAAUAACGGAAUGGGAUCAGCUGAAGCACAAGCCUUAGCAAAUGCUAUUUCUACCAAUAAUCAGAUACUACCAAACAUUCUUCCUGGAUAUAUGCCCGGUUCAUCUGCAUCAGCACUAGCGGAAGCAGAAGCUAUUGCUAGAGGAAAUACCGGAUAUUACCCAAUUUCACCUGUAAUGCCGGUAGGCUCUAGUUUAGCAGAAGCAGCAGCCGAAGCAGUUGCCAAUGCAAAUUCAGGAAUCAUGCCUGGCUAUGGACCUGCAUAUGUUCCCGGAUCGAGCGCGUCUGCAUUGGCUGAAGCAGAAGCUAUAAGCAGAGGGAACAUGCUACUUAAUCCAUUAUAUCCCGCUAUCCGACCCGGCUAUUCAAUGGGAUCAGCUGAGGCGAGAGCCUUAGCAAAUGCUAUGUCUGCCAAUAACGGAAUGGGAUCAGCUGAAGCACAAGCCUUAGCAAAUGCUAUUUCUACCAAUAAUCAGAUACUACCAAACAUUCUUCCUGGAUAUAUGCCCGGUUCAUCUGCAUCAGCAUUAGCAGAAGCAGAAGCUAUUGCUAGAGGAAAUACCGGAUAUUACCCAGGAAUAAUGCAAUCUGGCUCCAUAGCUGACGCAAGAGCUAAUGCUAAUGCUAAUUCAGGAAUGGGCAUAUAUCCCAUGGCGUACCGACCAGGAUCCUCAGCAUCUGCUGAAGCUGAAGCUAUUGCCAAUUCAGGCGUGUAUUCUGAUGGCUUAAUGCCUUGGUCACCAUUAUCUCAAUCUGUAGCUCAAUCACAAGCGAUCGCAAACGCAGUUGGACAAAAUCUAGGUGGUGCGCAAAGCCUGGCCCAGGCCCAAGCCCAAGCUGACGCUAUGUCAGGAGGACCUUUAAUAAAAGCCGUAUCACAGUGCCAAGAGCAAGGACGAACUCCACACGAACAGGAGCAUAUAUAUGUGGACAAUGUAGCUGGGUUCGGAGACGCGGAGCACCGAGGUCCGGCGUGGUAUUCCAUGGGCUCACAGGAGUCACAGGGAUCAAAGAGUACAGCAUUUAGUAGUGAAGAGACCAGUUCAGAUUUCACGGAAUCAUUUGCAAGCAGUAAAUCAUCAGAGGCCUCUUCGAAAGAAACUUCGAAUGAAAAGAUAGCUACACGUGCUUAUCGCAAGUGCGAUCCGUGCCCACACGAUAUGCUGAAGAAAUACACUAACAAGGGCAUCAAAUGGAUCUGUGGAGGCUAUCAGCGAGCUCGGAGAACGUUUAAAAGCGAGUGUAUGAUGCGCUUCAGGAAUUGUCAGGACGGCACCAUGUUUAUAAAACUGUACAAUCAUCGAUGCAAGAACGAUAAUUAUCACGGACGCCAUUGGUUCUAUAUUUACAAAGUUUAG
Messenger RNA from Parnassius mnemosyne (clouded apollo), 3906 nucleotides. Lineage: Eukaryota; Metazoa; Arthropoda; Insecta; Lepidoptera; Papilionidae. The record is from the annotation of a GenBank genome assembly.